Pecten maximus is the source of this 4642-nucleotide messenger RNA. RefSeq lists its product as uncharacterized. The coding region runs from base 124 to 2682 and encodes 852 amino acids. Gene Ontology annotation, biological process: protein phosphorylation; mitotic cell cycle; intracellular signal transduction. The transcript is spliced from 13 exons. Gene Ontology annotation, molecular function: ATP binding; histone H3T3 kinase activity. The record is from RefSeq and is a predicted model, not a curated record. Gene Ontology annotation, cellular component: nucleus; cytoplasm. NCBI's taxonomy places the organism in Eukaryota, Metazoa, Mollusca, Bivalvia, Pectinida, Pectinidae.
UUUAAACAUAUCAGCGCCAUAUUUGAUCAAUGGUAAACACUCCAAAAUGUGAAACAUUAAAGCAGUCGAUUGAUUUCUAUUUUAGCGUCAAGAGGUUCACUUCCUGACUUAGUACACACAGUCAUGGGGAGGAGGGGAGAGAGAACGGUGAAGACUUAUGGUCGACAUCGACAGCGUGUCAUCUCUUCGGAUGUGUGGAACAAUGCAGUGAGCAAGAAUUCAAAAGAGGUUGACAAGAAUGUGUUCAGUACAAGUUCCAGUAUGGACUCGCUGUCAAUGUCUCACAACAGUACAGACGAUUCAGUGUUCCAGCUUCAGAAACCAAGGAACAGCAACAAGAAUAAAGAAAACCAACAACAAGUACAGAAGAGAUGGAACCUAAGGAAGCUGGACUCCAGUGGAGGGGGGAGCACCUCUAGUACAUGUAGUGAAGGGUUGUUCCACAGUAGUUCACGCCCUCGUAGGGCACUUCGAGAUCGCAGCAAUGUAAAGGGAAAUGAAGUGAAGGCUAACGGGAAACGAAAGCGAGGCCAGAUAUCUGCCCUUCAUCACUACAGUCUGUCAAAGAAUGCUUCUGCCUCAUCAUCUGUGCCCUCUCUCUACAACUUCAGUGACUUUGACGACUACAGUCUUGUGAUAUCUGGUACCCCAGGUCAGGUAAACGGGAAAAACUCGUUUGAGAAUAGUCCUGCAUUUUGUUCUCCUUGUCAUCUUAGGUCGGGUAAGAAACUGCAGAUAGAGACCAGUACACCCUUUGCCAAGAGGUUUAACCCAGGUAGUCCUAUUGUGGAGAAAAUGGAGGACAAAGAUCUGUCUCAUAUUGACAUUUUUGAUAGCCCAAUUGUUAAUCUUAUUGGGGACAAUUCGCUAGAAUCCAAGGAGAGGUCAGGUACAGACUUAGACAAACUGGGUAUCUCCAGCAUAGUGGAAGGCUCACAGAUAUUGUCCUCAUCAUCCAUUCACCAAGUUUCAAACUUGGAGAGUUUAACAAAGUCUUGUGAUUCUAGUGCAGGGAAAAGUCCCAUUGAUAAUUGUGUGGUUGAGUUAGUGAGACUACGAGAAAGUUUUAUGUCCAUGCAUGUGUCAACUCGGAGUAGUACGCGAGGUAAAAGCUUAGAUCAAGUGGUAAACAACUCACAGAGUCUUUUCAGUGAUAUCAGCUUACACACAGAUGAAAGUUCUACAGACGAUAAUAACAAUGAGAACAGCGAUGAACAUGAGACAUCUGAAGAUGAUGAGAUUGUUCUUAGUGAUAUAGAGGAAAACGAGGAAUCAGAAGAGGAAAGUGAAGAAAUCGAUGAUGACGAGGAUGAUGAGGACAGUAGUAUUUCUCCCAAAAGUUCACAUGAUAACUCAACACACUAUAUGUUGGCUGAGGAUGUUGAAGAAAGUGAGGAAAACGUUCUUGAUGAUAUUGAAGAGGAAGGUGAUGAUGAGGAGGAGGACAGUGAGGAAGAAGAAAAUGAGUCAUCUAAUUCCUCCUAUAAUACAGCUGACAGUGAGUCAGAGGAUCCAUCUUAUCACACGGCUGAUACCACCAACACCACUCCUCUGCUCAGUCGGGGGUGCUUGAGACGGAAAGAAAAGGAUAAAACACAGGAUUUGAACGGAUCAAUUUUUGAUGUGUUAACUCCUAAAAAAUGUAAGAAGCCUGUCGUCGAGGAAUCACCUAGGACGAAGGUCUACCAGGUGUGUCAGCAGAAAUCAUCGAUAUCUUUUAGGACAUGUAUACCAGAUAGAAUGAUGUCAGUCUGCACUAAAGUGGGAGAGGGAGUUUACGGAGAGGUGUUUAGGACACAAAACAAGGGCGAGUCGGUCGCCAUAAAGGUAAUUCCUAUAGAAGGAUGUUUUCCUGUGAAUGAUGAACCACAGAAAACCUUUGGUGAAAUGCUACCCGAGAUUGUCAUAUCCAAAGAACUUAGUUCCUUACGUUCACUGAAGGAAUCUUUUACUCCGAACUUCUGUCAAGUAAAUAGAGUGUCAUGUGUUCAGGGCCAGUAUCCAGCCAAGCUACUGAAGGAGUGGACUGUGUUCGAUAAAAAAGGCCAAUCACAGAAUGACAAACCAGAUGUGUUUGAUGAUGAACAACUGUUUAUUGUGUUUGAGUUUGCUGAUGGUGGCCGGGACAUAGAAUCAUGUCAGUUCCAGAAUAUCUCUGAAGCAAAAAGUGCCCUUGCCCAAGUGGCGUUUUCGCUAGCAGUUGCAGAAGAAGCACUGGAAUUUGAGCAUCGGGACUUACAUUGGGGAAACGUUUUGGUGAAGAGGACUGAGGUACCGGAGAUCCACUACAGAUUGAUGGGCCAAGACUACAGUAUACCCUCCUGUAAAGUGGAGGCAUGUCUCAUAGACUUUACUCUCUCUAGGCUCAGAAAAGAUGGAUGUGUGGUGUACAAUGAUCUAUCUAAAGAUGAGACUCUAUUUGAUGGUUCGGGUGAUCUACAGUUUGACAUCUACAGGCAGAUGAAGGAAAAAAAUGGGAAUGAUUGGGAACCAUUCCACCCACACACAAACAUCCUUUGGUUGCAUUAUCUAGCGGACAAGUUGGUGCGGUCAAAGCGAUAUGUGCGCAACUCGCGUGAGGAUAAGAGCAUAUUGCGAGAGUUCAGGAACUUUCUGAAGGACAUUUUGGAUUAUAACAGUGCCUGUGAACUUGUAACCUGUAAUGAUUUUCUCAAAUCCUGAUAUAUCGUGUAAUGUGUGGAUGUGGACAGUGAUGUGAGAUGUUCCAGGAUUGUAUGUGUACAGUUGUGUGAGGCCCUUGUGCUUUAGGAUUAGGUGUGUACAGUUGUGUGGGAGAAAUUUGCUGGAAAGAAUAAUUUUAUUUCACUUUAAAGAUCUUUUAAGCAUGACAACUAUUUUACAUUAAAUUCCACAAAUGGAUUGAUACUUUGGUGAAAACAUAUGUACAAUGGUAUUGGAUCAGGGUCUUGCUUCAGGAGUUCCCUUGAAGAUAAUAUUUUGAUUGGAAAUACCUGCUCAUUUACACAAUUCAGAAAAUUUGUUUGUUUGCUAGGUUUAUUGCCCUGUUAACAGCCAGAGUCUCCUUGUACUAGUUGUAGUAGUUGGUGACUACCUCAAUGAAUAACAUAUGGGAGGUCUGUCACUUGCCAUCCAAAACAAUUAGGGUAAAGUGUCUUGCCCAAGGACACAACCAUGAUCGCAGCCUCAUUCAAUUCUGAAGAAGUUAUUUAAACAUUUUAACAGAUUGUAACCUUACUUCACAUUAUUUUUAGAAUGAAAUUCUUAGCCUAUAAACCAAAAUUAAGCAGCAGAUUUGAUUGUUUUAAGACAUGUGGGCUAUUCCUGUAAACUGUAUUGGGGAGAAUUCCAGGAAUGAAGAAACUAUAUGCUAGGUGUAUGUGGGAGAAAAAGUGGCAUUUUAAUAUCACUUAUUUGGAUGGUUCCUGGUUUAAAUAACAAACCUGCAGUCCUCGGGCUGGGUAAUAAAUUUCACUGAAAUAACCUCGAGUUAUAUUUGGGAUCAUCAUUGUCAAAAUAAUAAGGCAAUUUUGAGCUUACUUUUUUAAGUAUCAUUUGCAAGAACUUUGUUUCUUAUAUUUAUAUCUGUUGCAACUUCAAAAUAUGUUGGUUAAACAUGACUUUAGCUAUUGAUGGAUGUUUGACUAUGUAUAAACAAUUCAACAUUUUUGGUCUUCAAAUUGAAGCAAUUGCUGGAGAGUGAUUUGACAGGUUGACAUAUCCCUACCUUAAAUCACUUUUUUGAUUUCCCUCUCGUGUUAAAUUAAUAUCAUGGUAAUCAGCCCUUUGAAGAGAACCUUAUGGAUCAUGUCUAGAAUUAAACAGUUACUCUGUUGUCUAUAAUGAGACCUGAGAAAGAUACAUUGUCCUGUAAAAUCAUAAGUAGAGAUAUCCAAGAAGGGUUUCUCCCAUACCAUAUAUGUAGAGGCCCCUUUCCUUUUGCCUGAUAAUGAUGCAAAGAUGUCAAUAGUAUGAUGAGUAUAUGAUUAGGAUCUCAUUUAUUAAAAUCUUUUGUUGAAAAUUUCAUCAGUAUUUUUAUGUUUGUAUGUAUGUGUAAUUACAAUGACUGCCAUUUCAUUUCAUUUGGAUUCCAUUAAUAGGAAGAUUUGAACUUUUGAUAAUAUUUAAAUGUUAAAGUACAUUGUAAAUAAUCUCCAAAAUAUCUAUCUGACUUUUGAAAGACACACAAAAAUGUCCAGUUUGAUUUUAAAUUUGAAUAUUUUUUUCAAAAAUAUGGUACAGUAGAAACCUAUCUAUGGGUUAUGUUCUUGUUAUAUUUUCAGUGCAACCCCCUGGAUUUCCGAGUUCUUACUUUCAUUUAUUGAAUAUGAAAUUGACAGCAUUGGUAGUCAUGUAAUCAAUUUAUUUAUGACAAAUGUGGAUGUUUAUUUUUAAAAUAGGUUUUCAAUUUACCAUGUAUUUGCAUUUUACUUGUCAGAAAAAAACAUUUUACCCAAAUUUGAGUGCUGGUAAUCGUUCAUAUUAUGAAAGGCUGGUAUGUUGUUUAUACAACUUGACUUCAAAUUUAUCUAUACCUUAAUCUGCUAAUUUAUCAUUUACCAAAUAUUUAUGUUGCCUGAUGAUGAUUUACAUUUAACUUGAUAUCGAUAGGAAUUGUAGAUGAGGUGUAAAAAAUAAAUUAAAUAAAAGAUUUAUAGCAAUA